Molecule: messenger RNA, 252 nt
Organism: Anisakis simplex (herring worm)
Lineage: Eukaryota; Metazoa; Nematoda; Chromadorea; Rhabditida; Anisakidae
Source: the annotation of a GenBank genome assembly
AUGGCAUCAGUCGGUUUCAUUGGAUUAGGCAAUAUGGGCUCACAUAUGGCUCGAAAUUUGCUUCGUCAGGGUUGUAAAUUGGUUGUUUGCGAUGUGGACGCGAAACGAAUUGCCGAACUCAAGAGUGAAGGCGCUGAAAUCGCGGAACAUCCUGCAGACGUUGCGAUAGCGUGCACGAAACUUAUGACGAUGCUUCCGAACAGCAGAAUUGUUACGGAUGUUUUUACUGCCGACAACGGUAUUUUACGGUAA